This is a messenger RNA of Parascedosporium putredinis, 921 nucleotides long. The record is from the annotation of a GenBank genome assembly. Lineage: Eukaryota; Fungi; Ascomycota; Sordariomycetes; Microascales; Microascaceae.
AUGAGCAAGAUUCAGCAUACGUGGGCCGCCGUUUCGGCCAUCCCUAACCCUUUAAAACCAUCAGAAACCAUCAUCUUUUCGAGCGGCAACGAUCGCAAGCUGUCGGUCGACCGACGCACCAUUGGCGGGACACCGGGAUCCAACUCCGACUCGAGGUUGAAGGGGUUAGGCGUCGAAGUAAACUUGGCGGAGUCAUCACAACUUGUAUCAACCAUUUAUCAGGAUGUUGUUACUGUUUACGGCAUCAGCAACUCGUCGAGAACGGAAGAUGCUUCCAAGUACGAGCUCUGCAUGGUCAGCCCCAUCAAGGCUUUGAUCAAGAACAUCUGGGGCGACGAAUCCGAUGCGCGCCACCUUACCGGGCUCGAUUCCGUUCUCCCAGGAACCAGCCUCAGUGUUACGUACAGCUACGAUCGAGCCACUAGCACCGAAACUCGUGUCCUGAUCUACCAGCGGGUUGAUAGAUCCAUCACCAUGUACAACUUUGGUAGCAACCAAGGUGCGAUAUUGAGACUACAUGUAUCUAUCGACGUCGUGGACUUUGCUGACUCUCACACAGUUUCCACCUUUAUCGGCUCUGCGGCGUACGCAAACGAGCCAAGCUCGCUCGCAGCCGUUGUAGUGCCAUCCCAGGACGGGAGCCUCGAGGGAAGCCGCAUCGUUCUCUACUUCAUCGCCAACUCUGACAGAAACUUCUACCUUUACUUUCUAGCUUGCAGCGUGGGAGAUUCCAAGGCAUCACAAAGCCUCUCCAACAAGCCACAGCAGGUUGGCACAGGCUAUCCAUGUAUGCCAUCCUCGCAACUGGGCGUCUCGUUAGACUCGGCGCACAAGCAAACAAUCAUCUGGGCUCGCACAGCGGCUGGGGACCUCGUAUCUAUGCCUCACCCAUGGGUUGAUCUUACGAGCAGUGACAGUUAA